AUGGCCUACUCGCAGACUCGGCUGCACAACCCGCUUGUGCGGCCGCCGCGAGGGCCACGGACGCCUGCACACAUCCCGGCGUCGCUCCUCCCGCUCAUCUCGACCCGCAACGGCCACAUCGUCCGGCUGUACAACAUCCUCGCGCACCUCCUCACGCUGCCCCCGUCGCCCGAGACGUCCGUGCGGACCCUGCGGGCAUGGCGAGCGCUCGCUAGCUGCAGGGAGGUGCACCUGAGCGUGCUCUGGCGGACGGGCGCGGCUGUCAUCGAGCGGAUGAGGGUCGAGGGCGGCGACGCGGACGACGACGAGGAAGAGCAGCGCUGGCGGGCCGGGCAGCGCGCAGAGUGGCUCAAGUACUGCCAGGAGGGCAGGGUGGACCGCGUCGACAAGUUCAACGAGUACAUCCUCGCCCUCGUCGCCGCCGGUCGCGCCGAGUUUGCCCUCGACGAGCUCGACGCCUACCUCGACAACCAGCCCUACACCGACUCGAUCAAACUCAACACCCUCUACGGCCUCCUCGCUCUCCUGACCGCCCAGCCCUCGAACUUCUCUGCUGCCCGCACCCGCGCUUCCUCCGCCUCAGAAGACUCGGAUUCGUCUUCGGAUGAUGAGUUCGGCUUGUCGCGGAAGCGGCGCAACGGUCGGUCUAGCCAAUCUGCUAAGCGUGCUCGCGUGAACGGGCAAGACGAGGGUCCCGUCGACGCUGACGAGGAGUACUCCAUCCUGCUACCGGCAAUCGCUGCCGCUUCCCCCAACCUCUUCUCGAAAGCGACAGAGCGGUUCAAGCGUGCUGCCCGGCUCGCAGACCGCGAAGCUCGCGACGCGAAGAAGGAGGAGGGCGCGAGCGAGGCAGCACGAUGGCUGAGCUUGAUCCGACGGCAUGUCGACAAGCAGGCAGCAGAUCGCAGCGACUCGCCCUAG
Molecule: messenger RNA, 921 nt
Organism: Rhodotorula toruloides NP11
Lineage: Eukaryota; Fungi; Basidiomycota; Microbotryomycetes; Sporidiobolales; Sporidiobolaceae
Exons: 4
Coding region: 1-921 (306 amino acids)
Source: RefSeq, a predicted model, not a curated record